This is a messenger RNA of Lemur catta (Ring-tailed lemur), 978 nucleotides long. Its product is annotated as olfactory receptor 1L3. Gene Ontology annotation, molecular function: olfactory receptor activity; G protein-coupled receptor activity. NCBI's taxonomy places the organism in Eukaryota, Metazoa, Chordata, Mammalia, Primates, Lemuridae. Gene Ontology annotation, biological process: G protein-coupled receptor signaling pathway. Gene Ontology annotation, cellular component: membrane. The coding region runs from base 1 to 978 and encodes 325 amino acids. The transcript has a single exon. The record is from RefSeq and is a predicted model, not a curated record.
AUGGGAAUGUCGAACCUCACAGGACUUUCUGAGUUUAUCCUCCUGGGACUCUCCUCUCGGCCUGAGGACCAGAAGCCACUCUUUGCCCUCUUUCUUAUCACAUACCUGGUCACCAUGGUGGGAAAUAUGCUCAUCAUCUCGGCUAUCCACUCUGACCCACGGCUCCAAAACCCUAUGUAUUUCUUCCUAAGCGUCUUGUCCUUUGCUGAUAUUUGCUACACAACAGUCAUAGUCCCCAAAAUGUUGGUGAACUUCUUAUCAGACAAAAAGACCAUUUCCUAUGCUGAAUGCCUGACACAAAUGUAUUUCUUCCUGGCCUUUGGAAACAUAGACAGUUACCUCCUGGCAGCUAUGGCCAUUGACCGCUAUGUAGCGAUUUGUAACCCCUUCCACUAUGUCACUGUUAUGAACCCCAGGUGCUGUGCCUUGCUGCUGGCCUUUUCCAUCACUUUCCCCUAUCUCCACUCCCUCCUAUACGUCCUCCUGGUGAAUCAGCUCAACUUUUGUGCAUCAAAUGUUAUCCAUCACUUUUUUUGUGAUGGUUACCCUGUCCUGAAACUGUCCUGCUCUUCUACCUUUGUCAUUGAAGUUGUGGACAUGACAGAAGGGCUGGCCGACGUGAUGGUUCCUUUUGUCUGUAUCCUCAUCUCUUACUUGAGAAUCCUCAUUUCAGUUCUCAAGAUUCCCUCAGCAGCUGGAAAACGCAAAGCCUUCUCCACCUGCAGCUCCCAUCUCACUGUGGUGACCUUGUUUUAUGGAAGUAUUGCCUAUGUCUACUUUCAGCCGCUGUCCAACUAUACUGUCAAGGACCGAAUAGCAACAGUCACCUACACUGUGUUGACACCAAUGCUAAACCCAUUCAUCUACAGUUUAAGAAAUAAAGACAUGAAACGGGGCUUAGAGAAAUUGUUAAACAAGAUUAAGUCUCAAAUGGGCAGGUUUCCUUCUACAAAAGCCAAUAAAAUCUGUGGACCCUGA